CUUUUCGGUUAGUAUACUUAUCUUUUCUCAUUCUACCUUCUCUUCCAUGAGUUUUCUCUUCUUCUCCGUUGAUAUCACACAGUCUGCAAUUCUAUCUAUAUCACUCACUAUCUCUCUCCGUCAUUUGUUACCGCCGCAAUAAAUCGGUCGUCGCCGGCCAGUCGGCCACCAUCACUCACUUCUCUCUGCUUCACACCUAGUACUUGAGGCCAUUGUGAGGCCAUUGUGUAGUUUUCUUGUUUUGCUCGAUUAUUUCAUCUCCCAAAUGCAUCCUCAAAGCCUCUCUUUCUCUUUCUCUAAAACCCUAAACCCUAAUCUUAUCCCCUUCCCUUUCCACCCUCUCCUUCCCGCCUCCCAUAAGCCUAUCAAACUCAAACUUCACUGCCAAAUUAUCCCCAAAUUACCCGCCCAAAAUGCCACCCACCGCCUGGACUUCCGCACUUUCGCCGGACGGAGCAAAGGAAAGUCUGGAGGAAGCAUCGACGGCGGCGCGGAUCUCCUCCGGGAGUCCAAGCGGAAUGCUCGCCGGAGAAGCAAGAAAAUGGCGGAGAGCCUAUUUUACCGAUUGAAAAAUCCCCACAAGAACUACCCGGAUAAUUUUUCGGAGGAGGAGCUCCAGAUGAUUGGUUUGGGGUAUGAUAGGUUGGUGAGGUUCAUGGACAAGGACGACCCUAAUUUGAAGCACCCGUACGAUUGGUAUAAAUAUGGCGAAUUCGGGCCCUACUCCUGGCGUGGGAUCGUAUUGGGCGACCCCAUUCGCGGCGACUUUUCCGACGAGCGAGUGACGAUGAUUGGCGAGGUCAGGGAUCAGGAGGAGUGGGAGAAGAUUGAGCAACAUGACAUGGCGAGGGAGUUUCAGAGGAGAUUGGACGCCAUGGAUAAGGGCAGGAAAAAGAGGUACUUUUGGGUGUUUGUGAGGCAUCCGAAAUGGAGAGUCUCUGAUUUGCCAUGGCAGCAGUGGACAUUGGUGUGUGAGGUAGCUCUUGAAGCAGGGGAUCAGAGGUUGGAUAAGUGGACGUUGAUGGGAAGGCUCGGGAACAAGGCGCGCGCUAUGAUCACGCAAUGUGCUGCUUGGAUGAGGCCCGACAUUAUAUAUGUCAAGAGGCCAGUUUACCAGUGCAGGUUCGAGCCACAAGAUGACUUUUUCCAGCCUCUGGUGCCGUUGCUUGACCCAGAGACCGAGAAGGACUACAUGUGUGAGCUGGUGAGGGAUGAUGGCAGUGUGGAGAUGUGUACGUAUUUUGGAGGGUUGUGUAAGAUUGUGAGGAUCAGUCCGAAAGCUUUUGUGGAUGAUGUGACUAACGCAUAUGAGAAGUUGAGCGAUGAUGACAAGUCCAAGUGCUUGGAGUUCUUGCUGGGAAAUCAUCCAAUGCUGCUCCUGCAUCCGUAUACGAAAGAGUGGAAGGCAAAGUUGGAGGAAAUGGAGUUGGGUUGUGACGCUCCUGAUGAUGAUGAUGAUGGUAGAAAGAAGGUUGGGGGUGAUUUUAUAGAUUGGGUUGAGGACGAGGGGAACGAUGAGGAGAGGAAUGUUGAUGAUGAUGAUGAGGAGGAGGAUCCGGAUGAUGUGAUUCUUGAUGUAAAAGAUGCUGGGGAUGAAGUAUUAGGAAUUCAAGAAUAUGAACCAGAGGAAGAUGAUAAGUAUUGGGAAGAGGAGUUCAAGAAGGCUCUGAGAAGCAAUGAGGCUAUGGAGAAACUUGUAGAGAAAAGUAUAGAUGCAACGGAGAAGUAUUACGAGGAUAUGGGGAUACAAAAGAAGGAAAGAGAAGAGGGAGAUGAGCUAGAAAUGCGAGGUAAAAGGGCUAAAGUAAGCCAGGAAGAAUGGAAGCGGCUUGGUUAUGGGCCGUAUAGGAAGAAGGUGAAGAAGAGCAGGGUUCCACCGGGUUUGUUUUUACGCGCAGCUGUUAGACCUUUUACUUACAGAAAUCUUGUUAAGGAGAUUGUUCUUACCAGACAUGCCAUAUUGGAAGGGGAAGUUGGUAGAGAGAAAUGAGGUUUUGGCCAUUGGAAUGUAAUUGUAAAAACAUUUGUUCAAGGUUGAGGUUCAACUGUGUUGUCUGAUGUAAUCAAUUAUUUCCAAUGAAUUGAGUUUGCUCUGGUGAUGAAUUGUGUUUC
Salvia splendens (bonfire salvia) is the source of this 2112-nucleotide messenger RNA. RefSeq lists its product as uncharacterized. NCBI's taxonomy places the organism in Eukaryota, Viridiplantae, Streptophyta, Magnoliopsida, Lamiales, Lamiaceae. The record is from RefSeq and is a predicted model, not a curated record. Bases 266 to 1990 code for a protein of 574 amino acids. The transcript has a single exon.